Messenger RNA from Columba livia (rock pigeon), 1695 nucleotides. RefSeq names its product glutaryl-CoA dehydrogenase (gene GCDH). Bases 122 to 1480 code for a protein of 452 amino acids. The transcript has 11 exons. The record is from RefSeq and is a predicted model, not a curated record. Lineage: Eukaryota; Metazoa; Chordata; Aves; Columbiformes; Columbidae. Gene Ontology annotation, biological process: fatty-acyl-CoA biosynthetic process; fatty acid beta-oxidation using acyl-CoA dehydrogenase. Gene Ontology annotation, cellular component: mitochondrial inner membrane. Gene Ontology annotation, molecular function: fatty-acyl-CoA binding; flavin adenine dinucleotide binding; glutaryl-CoA dehydrogenase activity.
CCGAACCCCCCGGCCCGGACACGCGCGGGUUAACGCCACGCGCCCCCCGGCACGCCCCCGACACGCCCCCCCCGCCCCCGUGACGUCACGGCCGAGGGUUCACCGAACACGCACGGCCCCCAUGGCGCUCCGAGCCGCGGUCCCGCUGCUGCGCCGGGUCCGGAGCGGCGUCCGCUGGGGGGGCUCGGGCCCCCCCCCGCAGGCGCGGUUCGAGUGGCGGGACCCGCUGUGCCUGGACUCGCUGCUCACGGCUCCCGAGCGGCUCCUGCGGGACGAGCUCCGGCGCUUCUGCCGCGAGCGGCUGCAGCCGCGUGUGCUGCGCGCGCACCGCCACGAGGAGUUUGACCGGGGGGUCGUGUCCGAGCUGGGGGCGCUGGGGGUGCUGGGCCCGACCAUCAAAGGUUUCGGGUGCGCGGGCACGUCCUCCGUGGGGUACGGGCUGAUCGCGCGGGAGCUGGAGCGCGUGGACAGCGCGUUCCGCUCGCUGCUGAGCGUGCAGUCGUCGCUCGUCAUGCACCCCAUCCUGGAGUUCGGGACCCCCGCGCAGCGGGAGCGGCUGCUGCCCCCCCUGGCGCGGGGGGAGCUCCUGGGCUGUUUUGGGCUGACGGAGCCGAACCACGGGAGCGACCCCGGGCGGAUGGAGACGCGGGCGCGGCACAACCCGGGGGCGGGGACGUACACCCUGCGGGGCUGCAAGACAUGGAUCACCAACGCGCCGGUCGCCGACCUGUUCGUGGUGUGGGGGGUGUGCGAGGGCGACGGGCGCGUGCGGGGGUUCCUGCUGGAGCGGGGGCUGCGCGGGCUCAGCACCCCCGGGAUCCAGGGCAAGUUCUCGCUGCGCGCGUCGGCCACGGGCUCCAUCGUCAUGGACGACGUGGAGGUGCCCGAGGACAACGUGCUGCCCGGCGCCGUGGGGCUGGCGGCCCCCAUGCGCUGUCUGACCCACGCGCGGUUCGGCAUCGCCUGGGGGGCGCUGGGCGCCGCGGAGUCGUGUCUGGAGACGGCGCGGCAAUACGUGCUGGACCGGUCCCAGUUUGGGGGGCCGCUGGCGCGGAACCAGCUGGUGCAGGUGAAGCUGGCGGACAUGGUGACCGAGAUCGCGCUGGGGCUGCAGGCGUGUGUGCAGCUGGGCCGGCUGAGGGACGAGGGACGGGCCGCCCCCGAGGCCGUGUCCAUGCUGAAGCGCAACUCGUGCGCGAAGGCGCUGGCGGUGGCGCGGGCGGCGCGGGACCUGCUGGGCGCCAACGGCGUCUGCGACGAGUUCCAGGUCGUGCGGCACAUGCUCAACCUGGAGGCCGUGAGCACCUACGAGGGCACCCACGACAUCCACGCGCUGAUCCUGGGACGCGCCAUCACCGGCAUCGCGGCCUUCGCCCCCGACACGGCGGGGACACCGCGGGGACAGCGCGGGGACACCAAGGGGACAGCAGGGGACACCAAGGGGACAGCAGGGGACAAGGCGCCAGCGCCGCAGGGGUGACCGGGGGACAGCCCAGGGACAGCGAGGGGGUGGUACCUGUCCCACCGGUGGUGUCACCAGCCUCUUGGCACCGCCGUGGGGCCGGAUGUCACCUGUGGGGAGGACACGAGGAGACGGUGUCACCAACUGGACCCAGCGUCCCCAACAGGACCCGUCCUGGUCUCUUUGUCCCCCUCGCAGCCAAUAAACGGCGUGAGAGCCGCCCCUGCUCAUUA